GAGGAAGGGGAGGACAACAUGGAGGAUGCAGUGGGUUUUGCACGCUCUAGUAUAAAGAGCGGGAAGGACGGCACCAAUUACAGUAAAAAUGAGCGUCGAAUGCGGUUCUUCAUCCGUAAGAUGGUGAAGACGCAGGCCUUUUAUUGGACGGUGCUCUGCUUGGUGGGUCUCAACACCAUCUGUGUGGCUGUGGUGCAUUAUGACCAGCCUGAGCUCCUCUCAGACUUUCUCUUCUAUGCAGAGUUUAUCUUCCUUGGUUUAUUCAUGUCUGAAAUGAUGAUCAAGAUGUAUGGUCUGGGCAUUCAGCCCUAUUUCCACUCCUCAUUCAAUCGCUUCGACUGUGCGGUAAUUGUUGGUAGUGUUUUUGAGGUUGUGUGGGCCACUAUAAAACCAGGCACAUCUUUUGGCAUCAGUGUAUUGCGAGCUCUGAGAUUGCUGCGCAUCUUUAAAGUCACCAAGUACUGGGCACCACUUCGAAAUCUUGUGGUUUCUCUUCUCAACUCCAUGAAGUCCAUCGUCAGUUUGCUGUUCCUCCUCUUCCUCUUCAUUGUGGUUUUUGCCCUGUUGGGGAUGCAGCUAUUCGGAGGACAAUUUAACUUUGAGUCUGGAACUCCACCUACUAAUUUUGACACAUUUGCAGCAGCGAUCAUGACAGUGUUUCAGAUCCUGACAGGAGAGGACUGGAAUAUGGUGAUGUAUGACGGUAUUGAGUCCCAAGGAGGAGUGAAUGACAAAGGGAUGGUCUUCUCUAUCUUCUUCAUUGUUCUAACACUCUUUGGCAACUACACUCUGCUGAAUGUCUUCUUGGCCAUUGCUGUUGACAAUCUGGCCAACGCCCAGGAGCUUACUAAGGAUGAAGAAGAACAGGAAGAGGCAGCUAAUCAAAAGACAGCACUGCAGAAGGCUAAGGAAGUGGCAGAGGUCAGCCCGCUGUCUGCUGCCAACUUGUCUAUCGCUGCCAAGGAGCAGCAGAAGAACCACGCUAAGACCAAUAAGUCUGUGUGGGAGCAGAGAACGAGCGAGAUCCGGCGGCAAAACCUGAUGACGAGCCGCGAGGCGCUCUACAACGAGCUGGAGCAGGAUGACUGGAAGGUGGGAGGGGAGGGAGAGGAGGUGUCGUUUCCACGGAAAGGACGUGGUGACGUGAAAACCCACCUGGAUAGGCCCCUGGUGGUGAACCCACAGGACAAUCGAAACAACAACACCAACAAGACCCAACCUGGUGAGCUGCCUCUGGACCAGCAGUAUCGGCGCCAGGACAUCGACCACUGCCGCCGUGCCGCUCACCACUGCCACUAUCACCACCGCCACCGCCAGAAAGCCUCCGGCGCAGACACCGUAGACGCUCCUCGGCCGACGGAGACUCACAUGGAGCACGGUUUCAGCUGCACGUCUCUGGGAGGGAGCGUGGAGCCCCGCCAGGACGAGGAGGUGCGCAGCCACCGAAGCCACCGGGGCCACCGGCACAGGAACAGGGAGCACAGGGAGGCGUGCAGCAGCUCUCCUCAUUGCGAGGGCGGAGAGGAGCACAACGAGCAGAGGCGGUCCAGACAGCACCGCAGGGCGCUCGGGGACGGGGAGGAGGGCAGAAGACAUCAGUGCAGGGGGACGGAAGGUGAAGGAGAGAAAAGUGAAGAAGAAGGACGGAAGGCGAGACGGCAUCGCCACCUGGAACGAUGUCGAGGUCAUCGCACCAGAAAGGAGCACUGCAGCACCGGUCCCAGCCUCUCUACCACUCGACCCAUACAGCAGUAUAACGAAGACCUUGACAAUUUCCGCAACAACAGCAAGCUGGCCAGUGCCCAUGAACACCCUUAUGCCCUCCCACCCGACCACCCGGAUCACCCUGACCACCUGAACAACCUGCUGAACUGCCACGACGCUGACACCCACACCCUGCUCCACAGCAUGGAUAGCCUGAUCCUGACCAGCAUGGCCAAACCCGACUACACAGCGAUAGACAUGCCCCCCGUCUACCCGUACCCUUCUACUAAUGCCAUCUUGCAAGUGAACAAGAACGCCAACACUGACCAGAAGAAGAGCGAGGAGAAGGAGGGGGAGGACGAAGGUGAAGAUGAAGACAGCCCUAAACGCAUGCCACCCUUCAGUUCCUGCUUCAUACUGUCUACCACCAACCCGUUCCGAAGGUGCUGUCACUACAUCUUGACUCUGAAAUACUUUGAGUUCAGCAUCCUGUCUGUCAUUGCAAUGAGCAGUAUCGCCCUCGCUGCAGAGGACCCCGUCAAGCCUGACUCACCACGAAACAAUGUGCUGCGUUAUUUUGACUACGUUUUCACAGGUGUCUUCACAUUUGAAAUGUUGAUCAAGAUGGUGGUGCUGGGCUUGUUCCUCCACCAAGGAUCUUACUUCCGUGACUUGUGGAACAUUCUGGACUUUAUAGUGGUUAGUGGUGCUCUGGUGGCCUUCGCCUUCACGCCGAGCAGCACCCGGGGAAGCAGCAAAGGCAAAGACAUCAGUACCAUCAAAUCCCUCCGUGUGUUGAGGGUUCUGCGUCCACUUAAGACCAUCAAACGUCUGCCUAAGUUAAAGGCAGUGUUUGACUGUGUGGUGAACUCUCUGAAGAAUGUAUUGAACAUCCUGAUUGUCUACAUGCUCUUCAUGUUCAUCUUCGCUGUUGUGGCUGUGCAGCUCUUUAAGGGCCGCUUUUUCUACUGCACAGACGAAUCCAAAGAGUUUGAACGUGACUGCAGAGGCGAGUUUUUAGUUUAUGAGAAAGAUGAGGUGAAAGCUGAGAAGCGGGAAUGGAAGAAGUACGAUUUCCACUACGACAACGUAGCUUGGGCCUUGCUCACCCUCUUCACGGUCUCAACUGGAGAGGGGUGGCCACAGGUGUUAAAGCACUCGGUGGACUCCACUUUUGAGGAUCAGGGCCCAAGCCCAGGUUACCGGAUGGAAAUGUCCAUCUUUUACGUGGUGUACUUCGUUGUCUUCCCUUUCUUCUUUGUAAACAUCUUCGUGGCUCUCAUCAUCAUCACUUUCCAGGAGCAGGGGGAUAAGAUGAUGGAGGACUACAGCUUAGAAAAGAAUGAAAGAGCCUGCAUAGAUUUCGCCAUUAAUGCCAAGCCUCUGACUCGUCACAUGCCAAAGAACAAACUUAGUUUCCAGUAUCGCAUGUGGCAUUUUGUUGUAUCGCCUCCCUUUGAGUACAGCAUCAUGGCUCUGAUUGCACUCAACACUAUUGUCCUCAUGAUGAAGUUUCAAGGUGCAUCAACAUCAUAUGAUAAUGUCCUAAAGUACCUAAACAUUGUGUUCACCACUUUCUUCUUUAUGGAAUCAAUCCUUAAAAUCAUCGCUUUUGGCUGUGCGAAUUUCUUCAGAGAUGCCUGGAAUGUUUUCGAUUUUGUCUCAGUCUUUGGAAGCAUUACUGACAUAGUGGUGACAGAAUUUUGGAAUAAUUUUAUCAACUUAAGCUUCCUGAGGUUGUUCAGAGCGGCUCGCCUCAUAAAGCUCCUGAGACAAGGAGAGACGAUCCGCAUCCUACUGUGGACAUUUGUCCAAUCCUUCAAAGCUUUGCCGUAUGUGUGUCUGCUCAUUGCCAUGCUCUUCUUCAUCUACGCCAUCAUUGGCAUGCAGUUGUUUGGAAACAUAGCAAUUGACAUAAAAGAAGAGAGUGCCAUCGAUGAGCAUAAUAACUUCAGAACCUUCAUUAUGGCCCUAAUGCUGUUGUUCAGGAGUGCUACGGGUGAGGCGUGGCAUGAGAUUAUGUUGGCCUGCCUGGGAGAAAAGAAAUGUGACCCAGACUCAGGAAACACAGGAAAGGAAUGUGGCAGCACCUUCGCCUACACCUACUUUGUCUCCUUUAUUUUCCUCUGUUCUUUCCUGAUGCUGAAUCUCUUUGUGGCUGUCAUCAUGGACAAUUUUGAGUACCUGACCAGAGACUCCUCUAUCCUGGGGCCGCAUCAUUUGGACGAGUAUGUAAGGAUAUGGGCUGAGUACGACCCUGCUGCAUGCGGCCGGAUCAGUUACACAGACAUGUAUCAGAUGCUAAGACACAUGUGUCCGCCGCUAGGCCUCGGGAAGAGGUGUCCCGCCCGGGUCGCCUAUAAGAGGCUGCUUCGCAUGGAUCUGCCAGUUGCAGAUGACAACACGGUGCACUUUAACUCCACCCUCAUGGCUCUGAUCAGGACAGCACUCGAUAUAAAGAUUGCCAAGGGCGGUGCAGACAAGCACCAGAUGGAUGCAGAGCUGAGAAAGGAGAUGAUGGCCAUCUGGCCUAAUUUAUCGCAGAAGACUCUGGACCUGCUGGUUACUCCGCACAAGGCAGCCACAGACUUGACGGUGGGCAAAAUCUACGCCGCUAUGAUGAUCAUGGAAUACUACCGACAGAGCAAGACAAAAAAGAUGCAGGCCCUGCGAGAGGAACAGAACCGAACGCCAUUAAUGUUUCAGCGCAUGGAGGCGCCCUCUGAAGGAGGGGGCACCGACGGCCAGGGGGGCCAGAGCCAAAAUGGCCUCCCCAACACCCAGCUGGACAACAUCAACAGCAUACCUCCUGAAGGUGGCAUGACUGAGAGCCAAUCGUGGAUGACGGCCAAGGCCCAGGAAAUGUUCCAAAAGACGGGCAACUGGAGCCCGGACCGAGCGUAUCCUGAUGAUCUUCAUGAAAACCGCCACAACCCUCAGACUGUAGAGAUGAGGGAGAUGGGGCGGGACGGGUACUCCGACACUGAGCCCUAUCACCCAGUGGAUGGGCAUGGGCGGACCCUUUCCAUGCCCCGCCUCUCGGCAGACAACCAAACCAUCACUGACACCAGCCCGAUGCGUCACUCCACCUCCAGCCUGGUCCAAGGGCGCUCUGGCCGUGGCGUGAGGCUGGACGACUACUCCCUGGAGAGGGUCGUGUCUGAAGAGGGGCGACACGGCGGAGGAUGCAGACACAGGGACAGGAGUCACCGCGCCUCACAGCGCUCCCUGACCAGAUACACAGAUGCAGACACGGGCCUGGGCACAGACCUCAGCACAACGACUCAAUCAGGUGACCUUCCACCCAAAGAGCGUGAGCGAGACCGAGGCCGCACCAAGGACCGUCGUCACCACCAUCACCAUCACCGUCAUCACAGCUCCAUGGACAAGGAGCACUAUGGCCACGAACGCCACGACUACCCACACAGGCAUCCCCAUGAUCGACACUGGUCCCGGUCCCCCAGCGAAGGACCUGACGGAAGAGGUCACAGACAGGGCAGUAGUUCGGUAAGCGGCAGUCCGGUCCCGUCCACCUCGGGAACCAGCACUCCUCGUAGAGGCCGUCGCCAGCUGCCACAGACCCCUGCUGUUCCACGUCCACACGUCACCUACUCCCCCGCUGUCCGCAAGCCCCUCUACGGCUCCCCCGGCCCAGGCCGAUUGCGCUCGCCCUCCCCUAGACACUUCUCCCCGCCCGACCACGACAGAGGCUACCACCGACCGCCAUCGCGACACACCUCUCCGCACCACGGCGGCUCCUCGUCCAGGCACGGCUCGCCGCGCUCACCCCGCCACCAGUCCCCGCACUCGCCUCUCCACGGUUCGCCCAGGUCCCCUCACCGAAACCGCUGGAGUGGGCCUCCACCUGGCGACAGCCUAGAGGGUGAUGGGCCGUUCUACGAGAGAGACUACAAAUACGAGCGGCACCACGAGCCACCUGCCUACGAGCAGAGCCUCUCCCAUGGCAACCCUCAUCCACACGGGGGAAAUCCUCACCCACACCCACGCUCACCUAGGACUGCCCGCCACGGGCCCCCUCCACCCCCACAUCCACAUCCACGUAGGGUACCUAAUGGCUACCGCUCAUCCUCACCUUCCCCACAUAGACGGGGUCCACCAGGGGCACCCCACCCACACCACCGGCCUCCCCAUGCCAGAGGGCCCCGCAAGGGCCUUCAUGAACCUUACAGUGAGACAGAUGAGGAUGAUUGGUGCUAGCGACCACAGAGUGUAAGAACUACAGAGGAGAACGAGAACCACCGCUUCCAGUGCUCUGGCCAACACUAUGAAAACUUGUUAAAGCAGCCAUAGUGAGGUCUUUCUGGAGGGGUUGGCUGCUCAAAACUCUCUACCUUCACCCUUCAGAAUCUAAAUAGGAAUAAAUGGGUGGAGGGAGGAGCUGAAGGUGCUGAAAAUUGCUUUUUACACGUUUUAUGAAAUAGUGAAACCUUUGACAGAGCAGCACCCAGUUAAAAGGAAACUGAGACGGCCAAAAGAGCUUGGGUAAGGCCAGGGUGCAGUUUGUCUCUGCUUCUCUCAGUCUCAGAACUAAACUUCCCAUAACUAGCCUUCAUCAUCAAGGCCAGGUUUCAAGAGGGAGAGAGAUCUGCGGCAUCGGAGAGCAAUGGAGAAGCAUGAAGUUCUGAAAUAUGAUGUGAUCAUUGCAGUUCUUGAGGCUUAAUAGCACUUUGCUCAAACUAACCCUUGAUUGACAGAUGCGUGCUAUCUACCACUGGCCUGACUACUACUGUAAACUGAAAAGCUGGAACAAGGAGUCCAUCGUUUUGACUCUGUUCUAAAACAGAAAAGGUGAAGCAAAAUUUAGUAUUAAAAAGCCAGGACCCCCUAACCCUUUCAUGCCAAGCUAUGCCUCCAGAAAAUCAAACUUGAAACAAUGAAGAACAUGGUGAAACUUUACACGACAAACAAUGAAAAAAAAGGGAGAACAUCGACUUUAUCUUUAAUCUCUUCUGUUUCCAAUGGACAGAACCAGGAAGCUCCGCCUAUACUGCAAAAACCAGCCAAUCACAGUGCUGGCUGAUAUUUGAUGAGUUUUAUCAUCUCUGUUUACUGUUAUGGACUCACUUAAUGCUGAUGGAACUGCUGUGACAUCACUUCCUGUCCCAAUAAUGUUAGCAAAGGGUGACGGGGUAAGGCACAAAGUGGGCUCACUUCCUGUUCAAGUACACCAAAGGGAUGGGCUCAGGUAACAAGAGAAGGGGGUUGAACACUUUGUCAAUCCUUUUCAUCCUCUGUUACUAGCCCCAGUGUGUGAGGGAUGAUGACCUGACAGGAAAUGACAUCACGCAGUUGAAUGGGGCGGAGGAGAGUAAAGGAGGGAUGGGGAAAAAAAGACUAAUUUCUUCAGUAUUUCUUCUAUCGAUUACUUCUCCUUCUUGUUCUUCUAUGGACAUUGAAGUUUGGUUCUUCUGUUGCAUUCGCUCAGCCUCCUUUGAUAUAUUUCAGAGUCCAAAACUUGCUGGAAAUCUGCAUGACUGAUAUCAUACAUACUAGAGAGGAAAUUUAAGUUGUGUGGGGUGGGUCUUUGGGGGCUUUAGGUUUAUUAAUGAAGUUGUCUUCUUUCCGACUCUCUCUUUCUCUCCCUGUUUGGCUUUUGUCACUCUUUUACUUGUCAAAAGUAUUCUAAUUGGAUUUAUUUUUAAACCUGAAACGAGACGCUGACAUUCAGCUGUUUUGUUUAUCUGGGUAUUCUGAGAAAAUAAAUCUGUUUCUACAACUUGUCAGGAGAUAAGAACCCCAGCAGGGCUCGAGAAACAAGAGGGAGCGAGAGUGGUCAGAAGGAAACUUCUACCACACUUUAUUUACUAUUGUUAAUGAUGACAGAUAUGAAUACUGAUUUUAAUGUCAAUGCCAAUGAUAGUGACCAUGAUGAUGCUGGUGAUGAUUGAAUGAUAGAACUGUUGCUGUAGACUUGCUGUCAUGUUAAUUGGAGUUCAAAUAUGCUAUGUUCAUCCUGUUUGCAUCUCUUCAGUUUGUGUCCCCCCGUUCUGUGAUGUUUACUGGGUUCCUGUUGCCUUUGUGCAACUUUUCUUUGGCAAUGAAAGUUUUGGAAUGUUCACUCAGCAGUGUUGCGUGUUGUAACGCAACUCGCUCUCUCCCCGGAAUGAUAAAGGUGGACAUCAGGGGAGUCUCAGUACCUGACUUUCACAAACCCACAGGGUCAGUACUCUUGUCAAGCUAACCCAAA
This is a messenger RNA of Austrofundulus limnaeus, 7912 nucleotides long. It is a transcript of the gene cacna1ab, whose product is annotated as calcium channel, voltage-dependent, P/Q type, alpha 1A subunit, b. Gene Ontology annotation, molecular function: high voltage-gated calcium channel activity; calcium ion binding. Gene Ontology annotation, cellular component: membrane; voltage-gated calcium channel complex; neuronal cell body. NCBI's taxonomy places the organism in Eukaryota, Metazoa, Chordata, Actinopteri, Cyprinodontiformes, Rivulidae. Gene Ontology annotation, biological process: calcium ion import across plasma membrane; chemical synaptic transmission. The record is from RefSeq and is a predicted model, not a curated record.